Messenger RNA from Tinamus guttatus (white-throated tinamou), 1229 nucleotides. It is a transcript of the gene RTCA, whose product is annotated as RNA 3'-terminal phosphate cyclase. The record is from RefSeq and is a predicted model, not a curated record. Gene Ontology annotation, molecular function: RNA-3'-phosphate cyclase activity. Gene Ontology annotation, biological process: RNA processing. Gene Ontology annotation, cellular component: nucleus. NCBI's taxonomy places the organism in Eukaryota, Metazoa, Chordata, Aves, Tinamiformes, Tinamidae.
GCCAUGGACGGGGACCGGGUGGACAUAGACGGCGGCAUCAUGGAGGGGGGCGGGCAGAUCCUGCGCGUCUCCACGGCGCUGAGCUGCCUGCGCGGGCUCCCGCUGCGCGUGCGCAGGAUCCGCGCCGGCCGCAGCCAGCCCGGCCUCAGGCCUCAGCAUCUGAUGGGCCUGGAGAUGAUUCGGGAUUUGUGUGAGGGGAAGCUGGAGGGUGGCGAGAUCGGCUCCACGGAAAUCACCUUCACUCCUGGCAAGAUCAAGGGCGGGACCCACCUGGCGGACACCAAAACAGCAGGGAGCGUGUGCCUACUGAUGCAGGUAGCAAUGCCCUGUGUGCUGUUUGCUGCUUCCCCAUCAGAACUUCAUUUAAAAGGUGGGACUAAUGCUGAGAUGGCUCCUCAGAUAGACUACACAAUCAUGGUUUUCAAGCCAAUUGUUGAAAAGUUCAAUUUCACAUUCAAUUGUGAUAUAAAAAAGAGGGGCUACUAUCCCCAAGGAGGUGGUGAAGUUAUAGUCCAGAUGUCACCAGUCAAGGAGUUGAGCCCAAUAAACCUAACAGAACGUGGCACUGUGACAAAGAUAUAUGGAAGAGCAUUUGUUGCUGGAGCUCUGCCUAUAAAACUGGCAAAAGACAUGGCGGCAGCAGCAGUGAGAUGUAUCAGAAAAGAAAUCAGGGAUCUUUACAUUAACAUUCAAUCAGUUCGAGAACCUGACAAUCAAGCUGUUGGGACUGGAAGUGGAAUAAUCAUUGUAGCAGAGACUUCAACAGGUUGUUUGUUAGCUGGGUCAUCACUUGGCAAGAGAGGAAAGAAUUCUGACAAAGUUGGCAUUGAAGCAGCAGAGAUACUGCUUAAAAAUCUUAAACAUGGUGGAGCUGUGGAUGACUCUCUGCAAGACCAACUGAUCAUUUUUAUGGCAUUAGCAAAGGGAGUGUCCAGAGUGAAAAGUGGACCAGUUACACUUCAUACUCAAACUGCUAUACACUUUGCAGAGCAGCUAACAGAGGCCAAAUUUACUGUAACAAAAUCAGAAGAGGAAGAUCCUAGUAAAGAUGCUUACAUCAUUGAGUGCCAAGGAAUGGGAAUGAUAAACUCAAACUUGUAGUAUUUGAGAAAACAAAUGUCCUAACAAAAGCAAAACUCAACAUACCUCAGUGAUGUAUUGCACUACAUUUCAUGGAUUGUAAUAUACUGGUGAGCAGCAGGAUUCUUCUGUCACAUCUGAAUGAUUUG